AUGUCAGAAGAACGUGACAAUACGAAACCGGAAGGCAAUGACAGGCACUGUAAAAGGUGCGACCGUGCCGAUGCGGAUGACGAUAUGGUGUGUUGCGAUAUGUGCGAGUCGUGGAUCCAUUUCCAGUGCGCCGGUGUCAGCGAAUCCAUUGCUGAACCGGAUAGAAGCUUUAAGUGUAGCAAUUGUCUGGCAGACUGGGAUGGUGCGUCGAAGUCGGGUGUGUCAUUCAACGAGUCGUCCGUCAGCAAGAGCAGUCGAGCGUCGCAGAGGUUGCAUCUCAGUUUACAACUUCUAGAAGAGCAACGGAAGCUGAAAAAGAUGCGUGCGGAAGAAGAAAUUAAAACCAGGAAAAUGGAAGAAGCAGCCAAAUUGAAGGAAAUCGAAGAGGAACAGGAAUACUUGAAGCAGAGAUACGAUUUGCUGUUGCAAAUCGGCGAUGAAAAUGAUUCGGCAAGUAGGAAAGGCGGAGUCAGUGUCAAAAAGAAGCGCGAACAGAUGGAGAACUGGCUUAAUAAGGGAGCACAAGUGGACGAGGCUGGUAAGUUGAAACCAACAGCGUCUGAACAGAAAGCUACCCUGUCAGUGCCGGCUGUUAGCAAACAGGAUCGCGUAGUAGUAGUACCAACAACAACAAUCUCUGUUUCGAACAAGCUUGCUUCCUUGAAUUCGGAUAAGCUUCAUUCUGAUCCGACUAUUCCAGUUCCUGGUGGGAGUGUCAGUGCUUUGACUAAAUCUUUCGAGUCGUUGGUCGUAUCGAUGCUAGAAAAAGCGACCUCUACAGUUCCAGGAAUAACAGGGGAUGCAGUAGGUGGAAGUGUAGUCACGUCGGACUUCCACGCGCCGACGAGUGCUGCAUCGACAAUCGGGCCCAUGUUGACAGUUCCUAAAGUGACUCUUGCAGGAGUUCGAAAUUCUCUGGUUUGUCCUGGUACAGCACCGGUUUACUCGUACCCAGGAACGACCGUCACACUGUCGAGUGUAGCCGAGAGGGUUCCGGCGAUGCCGUAUGUUUCUAGUAGUUUUUAUGGAAACCAGGAACAGUAUCUGACUACAGUCGCGUACAGUUCGUCACAGUUGCCAACUUCGAUUAAUACCGAUCCACUAUAUAUCGUUCCAAAGAAUCCUCUUGUCUCUUCUGCUGGCCAGUGGCAGUAUGACGGUGUCGUACCACGGAAUCCAAUCUUAAUACCAAACUCCAGAAUUUCAAAUAAUGUAAAUAUACACACUGAGUAUCCGAAUCCGCUUCCACCGACAAGUGUUCCGUAUCCCGGGCUGAGGCCGGAAAUCGUACCCUCGAUAGUACCACCAUCUUUAGGAUUCCACGGGAAUGGGAACAGUCUUUCGGCCAGUGUAGGGCCAAAUAGUGCGCAAUUAGCAGCUCGACAAGUAAUGCCACGCGAAUUGCCGAGGUUUAGCGGGGAUCCUCAGGAUUGGCCUAUGUUCCACAGUUCUUUCAAAAACACGACGGAGGUCUGCGGAUAUUCCGACGCUGAAAAUCUAGCCAGAUUACAGCGUAGUUUGGGAGGGGCAGCACUGGAAGCAGUUAGAAGUCGCUUACUUCUGCCAGCAUCUGUACCCUACGUGAUGGAAACGCUACAUAAGCUGUAUGGUAGACCAGAGAUUUUAAUAAGUUCUCUUCUGAAGAAGGUGAGAAAUGUUCCGCCGCCAAAGUCGGAUAACCUGAGCUCGAUCGUUGCCUACGGAUUGGCAAUUCAAAAUCUUGUCGAUCAUAUCAUUCUGUCUGAUCAGCAAGCACAUUUGUGGAAUCCAAUGUUGCUCCAGGAGUUGAUCGAUAAAUUACCCACCUCACUGAAGAUGCAAUGGGGUACAUUCAAGCAAGCGUUUGCGAACGUCAACUUGGCGACAUUCAACAGUUUCAUGUCGGGAUUAGUAAAUCUGGCUUCCGAGUUGAGUAUCGAUGUGAGUUCUGUCCAGAACUACCACCAGCCACAGAGAGCGGAGAAGUCAAAGCCGAAGGAGAAGCUUUUCACUCAUGCGAACGAACCACCAAGCGUAUCGAAGGAGUUUGCGAUAAAAGGACAUACGUCAAAAGCGUGCUCCUAUUGUGAGGAAGACAGUCAUCUGAUCCUAAACUGUCCUCGCUUUAAAUCAUUGGACAUCGGAGGCCGAUGGAAGGUGAUGCGGCAGAAAAACCUAUGUCGACUGUGUUUAAUCCCGCAUAGUAAAUGGCCGUGUCGUUCAAAAAGGGAAUGCGGGGUAAACGGGUGUCGCGUUCGACAUCAUAUGCUGCUGCAUAGUAAUCGUAGCGAUACUUCCGACGGUUCAAGGUCUGGAGAGAUUGUUCACCAAAAUCACCAUUCUACGAAAUCAUUUUCACUGUUCCGCUACCUGCCAGUAACACUGUACGGAGACGGGAAACAAGUAGAAACAUUCGUAUUCUUGGACGAUGGGUCGUCAUGUACACUACUCGAGGAAGGAAUCGCAGCACAGUUGGGCAUAGAAGGUGAACCUGAUAACCUGUGGUUGAGUUGGACCGGCAAGAUUAGCAGGCACGAGAAGACUUCAAAGCGAAUGAGCGUGAAAAUAUCCGGUAAUGGACAUAGGGAAACGUUUCAACUAGCCAACGUACGCACGGUGCGGGAAUUAGGCCUUCCAAGUCAAACGUUGGACUAUACAGAGCUGUCGAAUACGUACCCGCAUCUUCAAGGCCUUCCUUUGGCCAGUUACACCGAUGCAAAGCCCGGCAUGAUCAUCGGACUUGAACAUGUACGGUUGUUAACAAGUUUGAAGACCCGUGAAGGCAGCAGCAACGAACCAGUAGCAGCUAAGACUCGGCUUGGUUGGUGCGUGUACGGGAGAAAUAACAGAACUGAAGGUUCAAUUGAACAAGUGCACGUCCAUACUUGCGGAGAGAUAACGAAUAGCGACCUACACGAUUCAAUGCGAAAGUUCUUCGCAGUUGAAGAUGCCGCUUCCGUGCAACAGUUGGAAUCCGAGGAGGACAAGCGAGCACGCAGUAUUCUUGAGGCAACUACGGUACGAAAGGGAAGUCGAAUGGAGACGGGUUUGCUUUGGCGAAAAGAAAACGUGAACUUCCCGGAUAGCUACCAAAUGGCGAUCAGCCGUUUGAAAGGUUUGGAGAAACGACUGGCGAAAGAUCCCGAGCUGCGUAGGAAAGUCAACGAGCAAAUUGAGAGCUACGAACAGAAGCAGUACGUCUGCAAAGUAUCAUCGGCAGAGAUGGCGAACGCAAACCCUCGGCGAGUGUGGUACCUCCCGUUAGGGGUGGUGACGAAUCCCAAGAAACCAAACAAAAUCCGACUGGUGUGGGAUGCGGCCGCGAAGGCUUGUGGAGUUGCUUUCAACGACAUGCUUCUCAAGGGCCCGGAUCUACUCGUAUCGCUAGUGAACGUCUUGUUGCGAUUCAGGGAAGGCAAGAUAGCAGUAUGCUCCGAUAUCCGAGAGAUGUUCCUGAGAAUUCUUAUCCGGGAGGAAGACAAGUGGUCACAGUGCUUUGUAUGGCGUAGCUGUCCGUCGGAUGAGGUUCAGAUAUACACAAUCAACGUCGCUAUGUUCGGGGCAACCAGUUCCCCGUGCACGGCUCAGUUCGUGAAGAACAAAAAUGCUCUCGAAUACGCGCAAUCAUACCCCAGAGCGGUAAACGCAAUCAUCUACAACCAUUACGUGGAUGAUUUCCUUGACAGUGUCAACUCGGUAGAAGAAGCAGUACAGCUUGUCAAACAAGUGCAGUUUAUCCACGCAGCAGCGGGGUUCGAAUUCGGCAAAAUUAUGUCCAACUCGCAGGAGGUUCUUAAUCGUCUUGGGGAAACUAGUUCGCCGGACAGUAAGUCACUAGUAUUGGACAACGAUCACACGUAUGAGCGCGUCUUAGGUGUAGUGUGGGUUCCAUCAGCGGAUCACUUCACCUUCGACCGAUAUGGGGUCGUAGACGUUUUGGGCAAUGGCCAAACAGUUCCAACGAAGAGACAGGUGCUACGAAUCGUGAUGAAGCUGUACGACCCUUUGGGAUUUGUGGCGCAUUUCGUAGUACAGGGAAAAAUCUUAAUAUGGAUCGAGCUGUACGAGACGAUUGAUGAAGUGCAAGUACCGCGUUGCUUCUUUGGGAAUUCUACGACGCCAGAGGUGGACGAAAUCGAGAUUCACGUGUUCACGGAUGCUAGCGUAGCGGCAUGCGCGUGUGUAGUGUAUCUGAGGAUGGCACACAGCGGCGGUAGUUGGUGUUCGCUAGUAGCAGCAAAAACUAAAGUCGCACCGCUUCGUGCGCUCUCCAUCCCGCGCUUGGAGCUACAAGCCGCUAUGAUGGGAGCACGAUUGCUGCACAACGUUUGUUCGGCACUCACUCUCAACAUACAUAAACGCUACCUGUGGACGGACUCCAGUACAGUUCUGGCGUGGCUUCGCUCGGACAGUCGCCGAUAUCACCAGUUCGUCUCGUUCCGAGUCGGAGAAAUUCUUUCACUCACCAGCGUAGAUGAGUGGUACCACGUACCUUCGAAGCUAAACGUAGCGGAUGAUGCCACCAAGUGGAAUUCAGGACCAUCGUUUGAUCCGAAUAGUCGCUGGUUUCAAGGCGGGUUCCUACGAAAUGCGAAAGACCAGUGGCCAAAGCAAUCAAACAAGGUAGAUGAAGUAGAUGCGUCAAUCGAAGAAAUACAAAUGGUAGCUGUACAUCUGACGUCGGAGGAGAUCGUAGACAUCGAACGCUUUUCAAAUUGGAAUCGUUUAGUUCGAACGAUGGCCUACGUUCAUCGGGCGAUAAGAAGCUGGAAGCAGAUUGGGAAUAGUAAACACCGAAGACAAAAUCCAGAUCAAGAGGAUUUCGUAAAGGCAGAAGAAACCCUUUGGCGUCAGGCUCAAUCGCAGGCAUACAGUGAAGAGAUUCAUCAACUAAAAAUCGAUGGCAGCGUUGACAAACGGAGUUCACUGCGUUCGCUGCUCCCUUUUUCCGACGAGCACGGAGUCAUGCGGGUACGAGGUCGGAUUGGAAACGCGCCGCAUAUUCCGUACGCGGCAAAGUAUCCCGUAGUAUUGCCGAGGGAACAUCGCAUAACUUUUCUUCUGGUGAAUUACUACCACCAACGGUUCCUUCACGCCAACGGAGAAACUGUGUACAACGAACUACGCCAGAAGUUUUACAUUCCGAAGCUUCGAAUGCUAAUACGUAAAGUUGGCAGGAGUUGUCAGUACUGUAAGGUACAGAAAGCUGUUCCAGUGCCGCCGCAGAUGGCGCCACUUCCGAAGGAACGCCUAACCCCAUUCGUCCGGCCGUUCACGUACGUUGGCGUCGACUACAUGGGGCCCUUCGAAGUUAAAGUCGGCCGCAGUCUGGUGAAAAGAUGGAUCUGCUUGUUUACCUGUCUUACGGUACGGGCGGUUCAUCUGGAGCUAGCACACAGUCUUUCAACAUCGUCCUGCGUGAUGGCCUUUAGGAGAUUCGUGGCCCGACGGGGUGCGCCGCUGGAGGUUUUCUCCGAUAAUGGCACUAACUUUGUCGGAGCCAAUCGCCAGCUGUCGGAAGAAAAACAGAAACUUCAAGAGAUCGUCGUAGACUGCGCCAACACAUUUACCAACGCACACACUCAGUGGCACUUCAACGUUCCUGCAGCCCCGCACAUGGGGGGACCCUGGGAGCGCAUGGUCAAGUCAGUGAAAGUCGCAAUGAAAGCUGUUUCUGACAGUCCCCGUCAUCCUAGCGACGAAGUAUUAGAAACGAUCAUGCUGGAGGCCGAAGGAGGCACUCACACCAAACCACUUCCUGUUACAUGGCUCGAACGGAAUCAAGCAACCAGCAAGCGAACCUGCGAUCACAGGAAACGUUCUUCGGGACAGCUGGAAGCUGGCCCAGCACAUUGGAAACGAAUUCUGGCGAAGGUGGAUCCGGGAAUAUCUCCCAAUGUUGACACGGCGGGCGAAAUGGUUCGAUACAGUGAAGCCCCUGGAACCUGGCGAUCUUGUCGUCAUAGUCGACGAGCAUGCGAGGAACCGCUGGGAACGAGGACGCAUCCUGGAAACCUUCCCGGAUAA
Topomyia yanbarensis is the source of this 6006-nucleotide messenger RNA. RefSeq lists its product as uncharacterized. The coding region runs from base 1 to 6006 and encodes 2001 amino acids. Gene Ontology annotation, molecular function: nucleic acid binding. Lineage: Eukaryota; Metazoa; Arthropoda; Insecta; Diptera; Culicidae. The transcript has 3 exons. The record is from RefSeq and is a predicted model, not a curated record.